This is a messenger RNA of Zychaea mexicana, 1158 nucleotides long. RefSeq lists its product as uncharacterized. The coding region runs from base 282 to 866 and encodes 194 amino acids. The transcript is spliced from 6 exons. NCBI's taxonomy places the organism in Eukaryota, Fungi, Mucoromycota, Mucoromycetes, Mucorales, Lichtheimiaceae. The record is from RefSeq and is a predicted model, not a curated record.
UCACAACGCACAGAACUCGUUUGACUCAGCGUUUAAUUGAACGAAUUCCAGCAGCAAUCUUUACUGAGGUGCUUCAAUAUUUCAACCAACACACUGCACGAUUUGAACAAGCAUAUGCCGGCGUGAAUUCGCACGCAUAGUACAGCAACCGUCUAGAUCUGUCCCUGCAAUGCUAGUGAAUUCGCUACCCUUUUAUAUCUGGCUGUCACUUGAAGGCCCAACCUUUCCAAUACUGUCCCAAGUGGACUCCACUACCACUUGCCAGUCACCGCAUUGGAUUCAUGCCGGUCGACCUCGAAACUAUGUAUUACAUCGUACGCGAAGUGGACGAGCGAGAUCCUGCACAAGUGCCAGAUAAUAUUGUGAGACCAAAUAACGUUCCUGGUCGUGGACGUUGCUUGUCAUAUCGUGUUUUCAGACAGCAAGAUCCUGAGCUGCUUGAAGGCUUCUGGGAGUCGCUAUUUAAUAUCGGUCACGUAGAGUCGCGACGUUGCCGAUACGCAGUCGAAGGUCAAGGUGUUGUGCCCCCAGAAGACUGCGAGCUCAAACUCUUCAGUAACACAUUCGAAACGGAUGGUGUCGCCAUUGUGUUCCAUUUUCGCAGGCCUGUGACAACGCGGCGUGGAGAGUAUAUGCCUUCUAGCUCCAACCAAGUUAAACGUUUUCCUCGUGAAAUUGACGUCACACAGUGGAGAAGAGGAAUGUAUCAUCUCUCCAAAGAGCCAGAUGGUCUUGAUGCAGAGCGGCUUCAUAAUUUUCGAACAGUGUUCAUAGACCCAGGCAUCCGGUAUCUGGUCACUGCUGUAGACACUCUUGAGCCGCUCGAAACACCUAGCGAGAGCAGAGCACGUAUAUCAGCUGAAUAACAGAACAUACCAGUGAGUACUGCGUGCAGUAUAUUUACUUUUAGCAAGUAUGAGCGUGUGUCCGCGCUUUUUACAUCUGAUGCCAACAUGUUUGAUUUUGUACAUAACCCUUUUUUAGGUUCCAGUCCAUGUUCAAGUGGGCGCUCCAAAAGGAAAACAAAAAUCGAGCACGCUAUGCUCAUGUCGAGCGACAGGCUCAUCCGUAUCAAGAUAUCCCAGAGAUACAAGAGGUGUAUGAUAUGUUGAGAGGACAUCCGGCUUCAGCGCCUACCUCGGAAGGUUUCCGAAACUA